Lingula anatina is the source of this 2735-nucleotide messenger RNA. RefSeq lists its product as uncharacterized. The record is from RefSeq and is a predicted model, not a curated record. NCBI's taxonomy places the organism in Eukaryota, Metazoa, Brachiopoda, Lingulata, Lingulida, Lingulidae.
UCAUUUUCUAAAUUUUAUUUGUAAAAGUAAAUGUACUAGUCAUAGAUUAAAAUAAUUAAGAUUUAGUUGGUGUCCUAUGAUGAUAUUGGAAGAUAAUAUUGAUAUGUACGCCUUGGAACUAAAUAUAGAUCGAUAGGGUUUCCCUGCUAAACUAGGUCAUGUUUGCUAAACUAGGUCAUGUUGUACGUCAUCGGACUUUAGCUCCAUAUGAACUAGCGCCGACCCCAUGUGAUUGUUGUGAUUGAUCCUACAAGUUUAGUACAUAAACUUGGUGUCAGAAGUAGGAUUACAAAUUACCUAUAUUGAUGUAAUACCAGCAAAUGCCAUGCAACGACACUUGUAGCAAUAAGUCAGUCAAUAAAGAAGUUAAAUGCUGUUACAAAGUUGAUGAACAUUCAAAAUGGAUACCAGACCAUCAUAUGAUGAAGAUGAUGUGCUACAGGAAGGCAUACCCAGGAGAAGUAGCAGGAAGCCUGUGCCCUCCACUAAAAGAAAAGAAAACAUGGAGCAAAGAAUUGAGGAAAGAGACAGGUCUUGUUCUUGAAUGCGUAAGUGAUGAAGACAAAGACGAGGCUUAUGAGAUUUAUGAGCUGGAGGAAGAAAGGUGGCUGGCAGCCCAUGAUGACGAUGGAUCUGAAGAGGGGACAUAUUCAGCAAGUGGCAGUGAAACCUAAGGGGGAAAGCACAUUGACACACGUGGACUGGCUGGAGUGUUGAUGUUGCCCAAGGCAGAAAUGCAAAGAAGUAUACUGUUUUUAAGGUUAUACAAUCUUAAGGACCGAGGAAGCCAACUCCAUUAUCAUUUGAAGAAAAUAUCAAACAAAACUGGAAAACUUAUGUUCCUGAGUAUGACAUAUAAAAUGGCACCUAUUACAGUGAAAUGACAACCAAAUAGAAGGCAUGCAUGUUUUUUAACCAGACGGGUAGGUGUGCAAUUGAAAAGCAUGACUUUUUUAUGAUGAUUAUGAAACAAGGAUGAUCCAGAUGUACCAAAGAACAGAUUUAGUGAAUUUUUUAAUCAAAGGACUAAAUGUGAUACUCAUAUUGUAGAGGUUCAGUCUACAUGUUCAACAAGAUGAUGAAUGUUUCUGGUAAUUCUUGGCAAAUGCAAAACAUAAGGUGAAAAGUUGCAAUUAAGGUAAACUUGAAGAAGAUAUGCUCAGAAACAGAAUCGAUCAGACAUGAAAACACAAGGAAAGUAUUGCUAAGAGAAGACAAUUUUACACUGAUGAAAACAAUGAAAAUGUGCCAAAUUGAGUGUUUGGAGGAGGAUGCAAAGCACAGUUAACAGCAACCAGCAAGUCAGGUUUGAUAAGUAAACUUAGAAACUGGAAUGGUAGUCAUACUGGAGAUAAAAUGCCCAGGUUUUGGUAAAACCUGUCACAAGUGUGGAAAGCUAAAUCACUUUGAAGUAGCUUUCAAAAGUAAGCCCCAGAAAAGUAAAGUAACACCCCAAGAAAAUAAAGUUAUUCAAGAAGUGAAUACUGAUGGUGACACUGAACCAAAUUUUAACAUUGACACAGUGAGUGACCCACAUACAGCAAAGGAAUACUUAAUAAUUUUUAAGGGUCUCUGAACUGUUUUCUGCAUUUUUCUUAUUUAUAUUUGGAUAUAAUUCAAAGAACUCAUAAAAGCUGAUUUGCAACAUAACAUGCUAUUUCUGAACCUCUGUGACAUAAUCUUACGCAACCAAAUACACUCAAAAUUUCUACUCUAUAAAGAUUGGUAUUUUUUGGUAUUAAAAUCUCUACAGCCAGCUUAGUAAACUUAGGAGUGAGAAAGUUAACCUGGUUUACUUGCCUACUCAGGAGGAUCAGUUAGAUCUGCAUGCUCAUGCUUGAGUGAGGUGACAAUGAAUUUCAAUAGAUAUUCAUAGAACUGUUAAAAAUUGUUCUUUUUGGCAGUUGUACAGAUCAAAAUAUACAAUAUACACUGGUGCCUCAAAACCACUAUUUGAACAGAUCAUCCAUGGCAAAAGACAGAUGCUGUUUGGUGCAAGGCCUUUGAAAUAACCUGUUUUCUGACCUCUUUUACACCUUACGUGAAACCCUCUUUUUAAAAAUUUGAUUAAAGUAAAAUUUGUGUAAAUGUUUCAAUCCAGCCGUAAAAGUAAAUUUCCUGAAUGGUCUAUUUGUUCAUUCUAAUGAUAUCCCUUCUACAAAGAUUAUUCUCAUUUACCCUCUACCAGGGCCACAGAUUGAUUUUUCCCUAGAUAUUCACAAGUGUCUUUAGAUAAAUAGACAGUCAUUUUUCUAUCUCUGACCCUGUGCUGAAAUCUCUAGGUUGAUUAUAUGGCUGGUAAUUGUUCACAUAACUGCUCAGGCACUGCCACUUAAUAGGCCCAAGCCAAGUCCCCUUAAUAUAAUAGCAAUUAAGACAGUGAACUGCUCUGUAGUAACUGUAAAUCUCCUGUGGUAACUCCCUAAAGAGUGGGUACAAUGCCAUCUGCACUGGUGCAGAUUUAAUUUCUUCUAUCUGGCCAAAAGUUACAGGGUGGCUUUUGGAAAACCUGCCUAUAAUAUCUGCCACCCUGGAAGAGGGUAAUUCUAACUACUGAUUACAGUCAAGUCUUAGCACUAACUUGUCAUUACACAACUACUUUAUUCUAUGGAAGAAUAAAACAGCACAUGAAACCUUAGUGAACUGUAACAACACUCCAGAAUACAUCCGGUGUCCCCAUAAUCCCUGAGCUGCAUCUUGUUUGUGGAUGUUCACUUGGCCACUUCCUCUAGACC